This is a messenger RNA of Parastagonospora nodorum SN15, 249 nucleotides long. RefSeq lists its product as hypothetical. Bases 1 to 249 code for a protein of 82 amino acids. The record is from RefSeq and is a predicted model, not a curated record. NCBI's taxonomy places the organism in Eukaryota, Fungi, Ascomycota, Dothideomycetes, Pleosporales, Phaeosphaeriaceae. The transcript is spliced from 2 exons.
AUGAGGUCAUUCCUGCAGGAGAUCUGGCCCCAGCUCAUCGCCGAUACCCAGCUCAUUGUCGAAGACACCAAAGUCCUUCUAUCCACGAACUAUUACAACUUCAACCCGGUCAAGAUUGAUGGGCCACUCGUCGACAUCAACCUCGGCAUCAACAUCAACGGCGAUGGCGACGAUAGCCAUGAGACUUUCGUCCUCAAGCAGAAAUGCACCGGCUGGAUAUGCAAGACAGCAUUGAAGCCAUAUGAUUAG